Messenger RNA from Gryllus bimaculatus (two-spotted cricket), 766 nucleotides. Lineage: Eukaryota; Metazoa; Arthropoda; Insecta; Orthoptera; Gryllidae. The record is from the annotation of a GenBank genome assembly.
UGUAUUCGAAGGCGCAGAUUUCAUAAUGGACUGGGUGCAUUGCAAUUCCUGUUUUUAUCAACCUGGGGACACUGAAAAACGAGGCUUAUAUUUUACAAGUUGCGGGCAUUUAUACUGCAAAUCAUGUUUGACGUUUGGUAAAUGUGAAAAAGAUGUAUUCUAUUUGGAAAAUGAAACGGAAGAGAAUUAAAUAUGGAUUAUUGUGCUAAUCAAUCAUUUUGUUCACAUAAUUGUUACAGAUAAUAAUUUUUCUCAGACAUGUUCUGUCUGUAGAAAACAAUAUGUAGUAACACAAAUAAAUUCUGAGAUGUCAGAAGAUUUAAAAGAAAAUUUUAAUGAUCCAUUCAAUUAUUUGAAUAAGAUUCUCAAAGUGCUUAAGUUUCAAAAAGAGCAUCGGUUGCGGUUCUUCACACAUAAUAAGCAGAUGAAUUUGAGUUAUCAAACUUACAAAGAAUUUUGUGAUAAGGCUCAGAAUGAAAUAGAAUGUUUGAAGGCAAAAAUACAAAGAUUGCAAGAAGAAAAUAGGCACUUAAAACAAUUGUAUUACAAGUUCCAUGAUAAAAGCAUUCAGACUCCCUUAAAGAGGAAAUCACCUUUCAAUUUUUCUCCAGUGUCAUCUGAAUCAGUUUACAAGAUGUCUUCCCCCUUUGAAAUUAAUUCACUGCAAUUUCCACAGACACCAACAUCACAGACUAUUUGGGCUGAUAGAAUUACUUUGCCAUCACAACACAAAACUAAUUAAUUAAUAUCACUAAGUAUUAAUCAA